GCGCAUCUAUAAGUGUCUGCCCUAUUGCUCUUAUUCCAUAACGACUUAGACCUCUGGAAUUUGUCGAGAUGUCAAAUUCGGACCGAGUGGUGUUAGCGCUUGGCGGAGCUGGCACUGUGGGUUCCGGAAUAGUGAAAGCGUUUCUGGAUAGAGGCUUCAGGGUUGUGGUCAUCUCCAGAGACAGUAACAGACUAGAGAAGCUGAAGGGCUUUGUCUCCCCGUCCACCAAAGACAGACUUAUCACACUGGUGGGGAAUGUAGGUUCGGAGGAGGAGGUGGAGGCAGCGAAGCAGGCUGUGCUGAAAGCUGUGGGGAAGGUGACGGACAUUGUGUCCUCUCUGGGGUUCAGCUGGUGGCAGGGCGGACCGCCCCACACUCAGACCCUCAAAGAACUGCACUGGGUGCUGGAGACUCUGAUUCUUAGCACCUUUGUGUCUUGGAAAGCCUUUUUUCCUCUGGUGAGAGAUGACCCCAACAGCACCUACACCUUCAUCACAGGGGGUGCUGGUGAGAAGUUGUUGAUGCCGGGGACGGGGUUCCUGACAGUGGGUGCGGCUAGCGCGCUGGCGUUCUGCCAAGUGCUGCGGGAGGAGUACCCGGAUGUACCCUGCAAAUUCAACCAGGUGAAGAUCAACACAGGCGUGGCUCCCCCAGAACGCAUGGCCCCUGGCUACCUGAACCACGUGGAUCUGGGAGAGGCAGUGGCCGCGCUGGUGGAGAGAAGGACCAGCUCACACACUGUCUUCACCGUGAAUUCCCCCGCUGACCUCAAAACCAUUCUCCUGGAGGACAAUAUGUAGAUCCCCCCUGCCACACCCUCAGCUCCUCAAGGCCAACUUAAAAACCCUGCUUUUUUGGGGGGGUAAAUGAAAAGACCUUUCCCCCAUUGCCCAGCACUGCACUACAAUGCCAUAAACACCCUGGCCCCGCUCUCCUGACACCACCCUCCCUGGCUCCGUACAGAACUCCGCCCACAGGGGCAGCCAAUUAUAUCAUCAGCCUGCAGAGUUAGAAUUGUUUUAUGACGAUGUAUCUCCACACCUAGCACAGUGGAAUCAUGGGAAAUGAGUCUCAAGUCUUCAGUAAAGAGACCUGAUCUGAAGUGGUGUUUAUGUGGAUCAAAGGUUGUACCGGCCAACAUUAAAUCUGGGUGCCAAUUCUAGCUGUUAAGUGGACAAGGCUGUGUUCGGCAGGCAUGACAAUGUGGAAGAAUCUAAUGAAUUAGAAGAACACAGAAAGCACUAGAGAUUGAAUUAACCAAGGUUCUGACAAACAAAAGGCAUUCAAAUUAAAAGGAACAAAGUUGCACACAAUUAAUCUCCAAUGUAAAUUUAGUCUUUUACUCUUUAGCGUUUCGUCACUACUCUGCCUUCAGCAGGGAGAUGUU
This is a messenger RNA of Megalops cyprinoides (Indo-Pacific tarpon), 1387 nucleotides long. RefSeq lists its product as uncharacterized. Bases 69 to 800 code for a protein of 243 amino acids. Gene Ontology annotation, cellular component: mitochondrion. Lineage: Eukaryota; Metazoa; Chordata; Actinopteri; Elopiformes; Megalopidae. Gene Ontology annotation, molecular function: 2,4-dienoyl-CoA reductase (NADPH) activity. Gene Ontology annotation, biological process: fatty acid beta-oxidation. The record is from RefSeq and is a predicted model, not a curated record. The transcript is spliced from 6 exons.